Messenger RNA from Lutzomyia longipalpis, 2955 nucleotides. RefSeq names its product protein DDI1 homolog 2 (gene rngo). Gene Ontology annotation, biological process: proteolysis. The record is from RefSeq and is a predicted model, not a curated record. NCBI's taxonomy places the organism in Eukaryota, Metazoa, Arthropoda, Insecta, Diptera, Psychodidae. The coding region runs from base 1347 to 2717 and encodes 456 amino acids. The transcript has 4 exons. Gene Ontology annotation, molecular function: protein binding; aspartic-type endopeptidase activity.
AGUAAGCACGGCACGAAAGAAGCUACCCCCCAUGAGUAACAUUGAAUUGAUUGAAUUUAUAAUUGAAUUCAUCAAUGGCGUGGGCGGGAAGGAGUGGCUCCGAUAUGUUACUUCCGAGGCUUCCGAUUGACGAUUGUGGUGUGAAUAAGUCAGGUAAAUGUUCGAUAAAAUGUACAAUUAGCUAUUACAUUCCUUCCUACAUUACCGCGUGUGUGUGUGGUAUAUGCGGAGACUAUCUCUGGGACUUUCCGGUUGCAUUCCUUUUCGGAUUAUGUUGCGUUUUGCGUGAAUGAAGAGUGACAGCCAUUAUGUGCCUCAUAAGCUCCUCUUACCAUUGCAUUGCUAGCUCUAUUGCACAGCAAAAAAACGACUUUAAUUGUUACUUUUUAAUGGUUGGCUUGCGUAAUUUGUAGCGCAUAUUUGCCAUAUUCAUUCUCGAGCCCCAAAAUCACGGGGAAAGGCGAUGAAUCCCACUCAUUGGAUUUUGUUGGGAGGCUUUCUUACUUUUUUUUUGCUCCGCAGCAAAUCUUCGCUUUUUCGCUCUACUGAAUUAAUUCUAUAUCAUUUCACUUUUUCUUUGAUCAUUUGGUAUUUACUUUACACCUGACGAGUCAACAUUUUCUCGAUUUAGUGAUUUAAUUAUCAAAAUACUUCAUCAAAAUUAUUUAACCGUGUGGUGUCGUUGUGGUGUUAAAAAAAUUGAAAAGAAAUCAUUUCACUUUUCUUAUCUCUGUGAUUGAGCGAAGGAGUUUUGCUUCUCUGUAAUAUAAUUUAAAUUUUUAAAUGUUUUUUUUUUUUUAAUUUCUAAUUUGUUACCUACUUUAUUUUCUCAUUCUCGUGAAUGAAAGUUAAGUCUUUAAAAGGACGCCAAGGAUGCCAUUGAAAAAGAUUAUCUUCAGAUUUUUAACGUCCCAAAAAAGUAAAAAUUAAUUAAGGAGCAUUUUAUUCAACCUAAUCAACUAAUUUUCUCUCUGUUCUUACAGAAAAAGCCUCAAAUUCUAAUUUUCUUUUGAAUAAUCUUUUGUUGAACUUGAUCACAGUAACGGAAAAAUUUAAAUGAAAAAAAUGUCUAAAGAUUUUCGACCAAAAACAAGUGAGCGAGAAUUUUUGCUGAGUGUUGCGCCGGUUUCUGCGGAAAAAAGUGGAAGUGUGGAAGUAUUGGUCGAAGGGUAAACAUUGCUUUCAAAACACUGCGAUUUCCCAUUUUUCCACUUUUCUAUGAAUUUCCGUUCCAUUGUGAUCAAUUUUCAAUUGAAUAGGCACCAAGAACACAUCCCGUCUUCGUACAAUUACAAAUUAUAGUUUCUUUUUCUUUUGAGAAGUGUGUGUGGGUUGAAAAGAAGAUAAUGAAGAUAACUGUGACAACACUGACGGAUUUCAUCUUCGUCCUGGAUGUAUCGGAAGAUCUGGAGCUGGAGAACUUUAAGGCCUUCUGUGAGGUGGAAUCGGGCUUUCCAGCUGCUGAGAUUGUGAUUGUCUUCAAUGGGCGUCCACUAGUGGAUGAUAAGAAAUCCCUAAAAGAUCACGGAGUUGCUGAUGGAGACGCCGUUGUGCUGCAACAUCUCACAACUGGUCAAAUGGGAGGAUUUCAGCCUCAACAGGGUGGAGGUUUGCCACAGUUGGAUUUCAGCUCAAUCCAAGUGCCAGGCGGAGGUGUGGCCUCAUCCUCAAUGAGUCAGCGUGGGCCACUGACCGUAGCACCUGAAGAUGACCCCAAAGUUGUGCGGGAUAUGUUUCUCAAUAAUCCCGACACGUUGGCACUGCUGAAGCAGAAUAAUCCCCGGCUCGCUGACGCCCUCACAUCGGGGAAUCUUGAGACGUUCGCAAAGGUGCUACAGGAACAAAUUCAGGCACGUGCGGAACGUGUCCAGCAACGCUAUAAAAUGCUCCAAGCUGAUCCCUUUGACCAUGAGGCACAGCGUCUCAUUGCCGAGGAGAUUCGUCAGAAGAACAUUGAGGCGAACAUGGAGGCUGCAAUGGAAUACAACCCGGAGACAUUUGGUACUGUGGUGAUGCUGUACAUCAAUUGUCGCGUCAAUGGGGUUCCCGUGAAGGCUUUCAUUGAUUCCGGGGCACAGACAACGAUUAUGAGUGCCGGAUGUGCCGAGAGGUGCAACAUUAUGCGCCUCGUGGAUACCCGAUGGUCUGGCAUUGCCAAGGGUGUGGGUGUGCAGAAGAUUAUUGGUCGCAUUCACAUGGUGCAGUUGCAAAUUGAGAAGGAUUUCCUCAUUACGAGCUUCUCCGUACUGGAGGAGCAACCCAUGGAUAUGCUUUUGGGAUUGGAUAUGCUCAAGAGGCAUCAGUGCAACAUUGAUUUGCAACGGAAUGUCCUCCGAAUCGGUACAACGGGCACUGAGACGGCUUUCCUGUCUGAAAGUGACUUACCCGAUUGCGCCCGACUCUCCGGGGGACCUGAAGAUGAGUCCAAAGCUGUGGCAGAAUCGGCAAAAUUGGCCGAGGAGAAGGCAAUUCAGGAAGCUCUCGAGAGGAGUAGACAAAAUAUGCCGUCUACGAGUUCUGCAACAUCAAUAUCAUCGACAUCUAGCCCAAAUCCUGCCACAAGUGUUCUGCCGACUGACAAUUUUACAGAGAAGGACGUUGAGGAGGUAGCCAGGAUGGGAUUCCCGCGUGAAAAGGUGAUUGCUGAAUUGAGACAAUUCAGAGGUGAUCGGAAACAAGCUGUUGCUGCUCUUUUUGCAAAAUCCCUUAAAUUCUAGAGGUUAAAUAGAACUUCUUGACAAGACUAAUCAUGAAGAUUUGUUUAGAGAGAGAGAGAGAAUUAGAAGAUAAGAAAAUUCAUAAUUUAGUAGAAGAAGAACACGAUGGCACAAUGGGCUGGGGGGGUAUGACCAUUUAUCGUUCAUUUCCCCCCACUCUGUGUUUUUUUUUAUAUAUAAAUACUUUAUUGUAAUAAAAGAAGUGUUGAUGCGAAAACACAUGAACAACUUGCAAUAA